AUGACCGGUUUGGAAUUCGUGAAACGUGGGACAAAGAUCGUUCUACUCGGCGUCGGUUCGUUCAAUCCGCCAACGAUUAUGCAUCUACGAAUGUUCGAGAUUGCUCGCGAUCACCUCGAGAUGAUAUUAGGAUGCAAAGUUGUUGAGGGAAUCAUGAGCCCAGUUGCCGACACGUACGGAAAAACCAAUCUAGCAAGUGCUACUCACAGAUUAGAAAUGACGCGACUUGCGGCAGCAACAUCGACGUGGAUUCGGGCAGAUGGAUGGGAGAGCACGCAGAAAAGUUGGUCACGAACACUUCAAGUCCUUGGACAUCAUCAAGAACAAGCGAAAGAAAAAUACGGUAAUGAGGUUCGAUUGAUGUUGGUUGGUGGAGGAGACCUUGUCGACUCUUUUACGAGAAUAUUGGAAAAUGGUGAGAAUCUUUGGCAUCCAAAUGAUAUUUCGUCGAUUGUGAGCGAUUAUGGACUCCUUGUGAUUUCUCGCGAGAACUCGGAUCCGUUGGGAACGUUGAAUAAGAUGGAAUUUCUUCGAAACAAUCAAGAAAAGGUUCAAUUCAUAACCGAAGAUGUUUGUCCAUGUGAUGUCUCGUCGACGAGGAUUCGAAAGGCGAUAAAAGAAGGUCGAUCGAUCAAAUACGCCGUCGUCGAUCCCGUUCUUGACUAUAUUCAGAAAGUAGGAUUGUAUCAU
This is a messenger RNA of Mesorhabditis belari, 690 nucleotides long. NCBI's taxonomy places the organism in Eukaryota, Metazoa, Nematoda, Chromadorea, Rhabditida, Rhabditidae. The record is from the annotation of a GenBank genome assembly.